Messenger RNA from Aegilops tauschii subsp. strangulata, 927 nucleotides. RefSeq lists its product as uncharacterized. The record is from RefSeq and is a predicted model, not a curated record. Lineage: Eukaryota; Viridiplantae; Streptophyta; Magnoliopsida; Poales; Poaceae.
ACAACGUCUUCUCGCUCAUAAGAGGCGGCUCAUCUCUUGCAUCUGUCACACUGCACAAAAGCAAAACUGAUCUUCUGGAGUAGCUAGCUACUCUGCUAGUGUACUGUCAAAGCUAGCUGGAGAUUCCGUGAGAGUUUGUGCGAGUUGCAAGAUGGUUAAGCAAAAGAUUGUCCUCAAGUUGGCUCUGGAUGAUGAGAGGAAGAGGAGGAAGGCCUUCAAGGCGGCCGUUGGCAUGUCAGGCGUGACAUCCGCGACGAUGGAGGGGGACAAGAUCAUCAUCGUCGGGGACGGCGUCGACCCGAUCACGCUGACCACGAUGCUCCGGCGCAGCCUGGGCUACGCAGAGCUCCUCAGCGUGUCGUCCGGCGACGACAAGAAGAAGGACGGCUACGGCGCCGCCUACGGGUACGGCGGCGGCGAGAAGAAGGACGGCUACGCCGCAGCCUACGGGUACGGCGGCGGCGAGAAGAAGAAGGAUGGCUACGGGUACGGCGGCGGCGACGGUGGCGGUAGCGGCAUGAGCUUCGGUGGCAAGGAGGGUGGCGGUUCCAAAGGUGGUGGCAGCGGCGGCGGAGGCGGCGGCUACUCUCAGAACACGGUUGCGCCGAUGACGUACCCCGCGUACCAGCAGUACAACUCCAUGCCGUCCUACCCGGUUUACUCCUACCCUGCUCCGGCUUAUCAGCAGCAAGAACAGGAUCCCGGCUGCAGCAUUAUGUAGAUGUAGUAGUAUAGUUAUUCAUUAGGGAGAGAUGAUGCGCCGGCGAGACCCGGCCGGAGAGUUGCGAGCUGUGUUUAGGCCAUGAUUGAUGGCCUGACCAGAUGUUGGCUCAGAGAGCAGAGAGAUGUUGGCUGCCUGAGCACUCAGUGGUACGUAUGUACAGUACAGGUUGCUUGGAUCAGCGAUGGUGGCUUGGAGCGUGGUAA